UUGCCCACCACCGGCUCUGUGUGGCUGGGUCUCGCCUUGGCAGCGGGGAGCCUGUGCUGUAUGAGGACAACACUGACCCUCCAACAGAGAGAAGUGGCCCCAGUCCUUUCCGCUCUUGGGACCGUCUUCCCCGAAGCGUGACGGGCAGUGCUAGGACCCGGCAGAAACCUUCACCCCCAGCCUGGGCAGCUGCGGAGACGCCUCCCCGCAACGCCCCGAGAAGCUGGAGGAGCCCCCGCCCCCGCCCCCGCCUGCAGGGCGCUGCGGGAAUCCCGCCGGCUGAGGCGCCCUGGGAGCUGCUGCAGCCGCCUCGCGGGAAGCAGCUGGUGCUGGAAGAUGACGAGCCGCAGCCUCCUGCCGCUUCUCCUCGGCACCCUGGGGGCUCUGUGCUAUCAUAAAGCAUAUGGAAUCUCUGUCAAAACGGACAAUCAGCACGUUACAGCAAAGGAGUUUCAGGAGGCUAUGCUUAGCUGUAAGUACUCAGCUGGAAAGGGUAUUAUUCCAAGAGUAGAAUGGAAGAAACUCACAACCCACGAUGUCUCAUUUGUGUACUACAAAGGUGACUUAGUAGGUGAUCUGAAAGGCCGAGCAGAGAUGAUAGAUUCAAGCAUACGAAUUAGAAAUGUGACCAGAAAAGAUUCUGCGAGAUACCGUUGUGAAGUUAGUGCGCCGACUGAACGGGGACAAAAUCUGGCAGAGACUAUUAUUACUCUCACAGUGUUGGUGGCCUCGGCAGCUCCAUCAUGUGAAGUGCCCAGCUCAGCAAUGAGUGGAACAGUAGUACAACUGAGUUGUAAAGAAAAUGAAGGGUCUCCUGCUUCUGAGUACAAGUGGUAUAGGAAUGGUGUUGCUUUACUGGAAAAUACAGGAACAGGCAGUGCUAAAAGAGGAAACAUUUCUUACACCAUGAAUAAAAAGACUGGAACAUUGCUAUUUAACACAGUUUCAAAGAAGGACACUGGAGAGUAUUACUGUGAAGCCUCUAAUGGAAUUGGACUUCCUCAAAAAUGCUCUGUGAAGCGAAUGCAAGUUGAUGACCUUAAUAUAAGUGGAAUCAUAGCUGCUGUAGUAGUUGUGGCUCUGGUAAUGGCAUUAUGUGGCCUUGGGGUAUUUUAUGCACAAAAAAAAGGUUACUUUUCAAAAGAAAGCUCUUCUCAGAAGAAGAGUUCUGACUAUAAAUAUACCCCAAGUGAAAAGGAUUUCAAGCACACCAAGUCCUUUGUUAUUUAGAAGAUUUCAGCCUCUUUGAGGGACACGCAGUGAUACAAAAUAUUAAAGGGAUUUUUUUUUAACUUCUGCAAAUAUUUGGAUUUGUUUUGAGAUGGCAUACACUGAAAGCAGAGUUUAUUGAAAUGUCUAGGAUCCGAUGUUACAAACCUAAUCAUGGACUGUACAACUGUUCAUAUUAAAAUACCAUUAAUUCUCUAAUUUAAGGAUA
Messenger RNA from Gopherus flavomarginatus (Mexican gopher tortoise), 1438 nucleotides. RefSeq names its product junctional adhesion molecule 2 (gene JAM2). The record is from RefSeq and is a predicted model, not a curated record. The coding region runs from base 337 to 1230 and encodes 297 amino acids. Gene Ontology annotation, biological process: leukocyte tethering or rolling. NCBI's taxonomy places the organism in Eukaryota, Metazoa, Chordata, Testudines, Testudinidae. The transcript is spliced from 10 exons. Gene Ontology annotation, cellular component: cell surface; protein complex involved in cell adhesion; tight junction.